Molecule: messenger RNA, 2402 nt
Organism: Nymphaea colorata (pocket water lily)
Lineage: Eukaryota; Viridiplantae; Streptophyta; Magnoliopsida; Nymphaeales; Nymphaeaceae
Product: pentatricopeptide repeat-containing protein At5g46100
Exons: 1
Coding region: 310-1713 (467 amino acids)
Molecular function (GO): protein binding
Source: RefSeq, a predicted model, not a curated record
UCGGUUUGCUAGGGAGAGAUUAAAGUUUUCGACCCGUAUGCUCUACGGAGAAGGUUUUCCUGAGCUUUGCCGAAUCGAUUUGGGAGAGCCGUUUUAGUGAGUCCCAACUCGAGCCGUUCUCGGGAAACACUUCGCAGCUUUCUCCUCCUGCCCUGACAUGCUCCUUCCUUGUGCAUCUGAUUUCACAGAGAGCAAGAGACCAUCUCCGCAUGUGAGAGAAAGAGAGAGUCGUCGAGUUUCUUCCCCUUUUGCUAUAGACAUCCAAGAAUUCUUAUCUGGUUUUGGCGACGUAUCACCGCCGAAUCGCAGAUGAAAUGGCCGAGAACCAUCACGCCGCAGCAUGUCCAGAAGUUGAUUCGGGCGGAGAGAGACGUCCGCAAGGCCGUCCUCAUCUUCGACUCGGCCACCGCCGAGUACUCCAGCGGCUACCGUCACGAUGCCAAUACUUUCUCCCUCAUUAUCUCCCGAUUGCUCGCUGCCAACCAGUUCGAGCCCGCCCUCCACCUCCUAAACCGCAUGAGAGACGAGAAUCUCGAUUGUCCGGAACGCGUUUUCGUCUCCUUUUUCAAGUCCUACUCUCGAGCCCACCGUCCCCUCGACGCCCUUAGGCUGUUCCAGAAGAUGCGCGAGUUCAAUUGCUCCCCCUCUCCGAUCUCCUACGUCUCCGUCUUCGACGCCCUGGUCUCCGAAAACCAAAUGAAUUUAGCGCACAGAUUCUAUAGAUUUAUGCGCAAAAUGGGUGUUUCUCAGAACGUGGUUUCCAUCAAUGUGCUUAUCAAAGCGUUGUGCAAGAGCGCCGAUACGCUAGACUCGGCUUUGAGGGUUUUUAGGAAGAUGGGAGAUCAUGGGUGUGUCCCGGAUUGCUAUACUUACAAUACACUCAUCAAUGGCUUGUGCUCAUCUGGGAAGGUGGGUGAAGCUGAGGAGCUGAUGAAGGAGAUGGGCGAGAGAAAUAUCGAGCCUACUGUUGUUACCUAUAGCUGCAUCAUUCAUGGAUUCUGCAAAGCCGGCCAAUUCGAUGAUGCUGUGAAGCGUCUGGAUGAGAUGAAUGCAAGAGGAAUCGAGCCCAAUGUGGUUACUUUCAGCUCGCUGAUUGAUGGUCUCUGCAAAAGUGGGCGGUCUUUACAGGGCCUUGAGCUUUUAGGGAAGAUGACUAGCAAGCGUUUGGCUCCGAAUAUGAUUACUUAUAGUUCAUUGGUUUCUGGUCUUUGUCAGGAAAACAAGAUUCAAGAGGCGUUGGAAAUUCUGGAUCGGAUGAAGUUGCAGGGAUGGAAACCUGAUGCAGGACUGUACAAGAAGGUUGUCGCUGGUCUUUGUGAUGUGCACAGAUUUCGCGAGGCCGCAAAUUUUCUUGAUGAAAUGAUCCUUAGUGGAGUGAUUCCCAAUCGCGUCACUCGUGGGGUUCAUACUAGUAUGCAGAACAUGGUUGUUCAGGGGCUCUGUGACAAGGAGGACGCGAACAGGGCGUUUAUGGUUUAUCAGAAUAUGAGGGCACUGGGAAUUUCUGCUGAACCAAGAAGCUGCAAUGCACUAGUGGAUUGCCUGUGCAAGAAAGGGGAGGUUUUUAAAGCUGCUGGAGUUGUUAGUGAUUUGUUGGAUGAUGGACGCGCUCCUGAUGAAUGCACUUGGAAUGCAAUUGUCAGUGGCUUCUGGGGAAGGAGGAAGGUGCGGGAAGCGGCAGAAUUGAUGCAGAUUGAACUGAUAAAAUCAUGAAUACAUGAUACUCUGCGAUUCCCCAUCCUUGGACCGCAGCAUCUGUAAAGAAUGAUAUUUUGUUUUGAUUAGACCAAUCCAAAUUUUGUUGAGAUCUGAUUAAUCAAGAGCUUUUAAGCUCAAUCUCAACGUUUACGUUAAGCAAAGCAGGUUAACCGGAUGCUUUUAUAUGGGUUUUUUACUGCACACAAAUAGCAGAGUUGCCCUCGAACGCCUUAGAUGUUUGACAGAACGAUAGCCGUCAGGAGAUUGGAUUAACAAGGAAAAUCCAUCUGAAUUUUGUUCAAGUAGAACAAGUGAAAUUACAUUUGAAAGUGAAAUAGUGGCACUGAAUUGACAAUGUACAGUAGUGACUGACUCGUUCAUUCUCUCGCUCGUUGGAGGGUUCAGUAACUAUAUAUGAAGCUCAUUUUAUGUCACAUUGUGUUGGUGCUGUACAAAGCUUCUCAAAUACUGUGGGAUUUUUUUAGUUGAUUUUAAGAUCGUUCCAUGCUUUACUUCUAAGGGAACUGUCUCCUUCCAGCAAGCAUCAAGUUGCGCUUGAUCGUAUAUCACGUAUUUUAUUUGGCCUCAAGGGGAAUAAUGUUUGUUCUGUGGAAAUGCCAGUUUCAAUAUCUUUGUGUGUGAAAAUAACAAGCAAUUGUGCAACCACAUGUAAUUAUGAAAGUCUCAUCAUUCUUGAACGGCAA